Molecule: messenger RNA, 1230 nt
Organism: Theileria equi strain WA
Lineage: Eukaryota; Apicomplexa; Aconoidasida; Piroplasmida; Theileriidae
Source: the annotation of a RefSeq genome assembly
AUGAUAAAAGAAACUUUUAUAAGAUUAAAACCGCAUAUAAAUAUAGGAACCAUAGGACACAUAGACCAUGGAAAAACAACCUUAACAUCCGCUAUAACUAGUACCUUAAAACACAAAGGAACAGCUAAAAAAGCAUAUUCUUACGAAGAUAUAGACUCUACAAAAGAAGAAAAAACCAGAGGAAUAACAAUAAACACCACACACGUAGAAUAUGAAAGUGCAAAAAGACACUACGCACAUAUAGACUGUCCCGGACAUGCCGACUAUAUUAAAAACAUGAUAACAGGUACAGCACAAAUGGACGGAGCUAUAUUAGUUGUGUCUGCUGUUGACGGACCUAUGCCUCAAACAGUAGAACACCUACUACUCGCUAAACAAAUAGGAAUAACCAAAUUAAUAGUAUUCCUAAAUAAAGAAGACCAAAUAGAAGACACAGAACUAAUAGAAUUUGUAAAAUUUGAAAUAACAACACUUCUAGAAAAAUACAAAUUCGACCACAUAAAAACACCUAUCCUGUCCGGAUCAGCUUUAAAAGCCUUAGAAGAACUUAAAACCCAAAACACAAAAACAACUAAACCUUGGGUAGAAAAAAUAUUAACACUUAUAAAUACGCUAGACGAAUACAUACCAGAACCAAUAAAAAACACAAAUAAACCAUUUCUAAUGUCGUUAGAAAACAGUUUCUCCAUAACAGGUAGAGGGACGGUAGCUACAGGAAAAAUUGAAAGAGGUGUUAUAAAAGCAGGAGACCAAAUAGAGAUCCUGAGUUCUGGGAAAUCUAAAACAACCUCAGUAAUAGGUGUGGAAAUGUUUAAUAAAACACUACCAACAGGGGAACCUGGAGACAACGUUGGUCUACUUCUAAGAGGCAUCUCUAAAAAAGACCUAAAACGUGGGGAUAUCAUAUCGAAACCAAAAACAUUAAACUUCUACAGCACUUUCAAGGCAAAUGUAUACAUACUAACUAAAGAAGAAGGAGGAAGACAUAAACCUUUUACAACUGGGUAUAAACCUCAAUUUUUUAUAAGAACCCUUAAUAUAACGGGAGAAAUAGUGAAAAUAGAGACAAGUACAAACAACAUGGAACUAGAGUUAGUAAUGCCUGGGGAUAAUAUACACCUAACUAUAAGCCUGGAUAAACUAACAGCACUAGAAACGGAAACAAAAUUCGCCAUGAGAGAGGGGGGUAAAACUAUAGGAGCAGGAAUUAUAACAACUCUUAUUAAAUAA